AUGGAGAGUUCGAGGAAGCACUACGAAGAAAUUGACGGGCAAGUUUCACUACCAUAUUGGGAUUCCACUCUCGACAACAAUAUGGAGAAUCCGGAAAACACGAUCUUGUUCUCACCAGGGUUCCUUGAAAACGGUGGCAGACAGGUAAUCUCGGGACCAUUCGCAAACUGGGUAACCCCUAUUGGUCCAAUAACAAGAAAUAUCAGUGGCGAAGGAAUGUUGUUUAACAAAGAGCAUAUCCGAAUGAUUAUGACGCGUUGUCGGGCUCGCGACAUUACCCGUCCAACAGCGUUAGAUGAGUUCAACCUCGAUCUUAUCCACGGUGCUCCUCACCGUUGGGUUGGUGGACAGAUGUCCGGUCUUAAUACAGCCGCCCACGAUCCCGUAUUUUUCCUCCACCACGCUUUUGUAGACUACAUAUGGGAAAUGUUUCGCAACCACCAUUUUUUUAACUGUGCAGUUAAACCCAGCUUAAAUUAUCCAGAAGCCACUGGUCAACAUGCCCCCGAGAGACCAAUGGACGGAUUACCAGGAUACGUCAACAAUGAUGGUUAUCAAAGCUUUUGGACGCAGAAUUGGUAUAGAUACGAACGUGCUCCCACGUGUCCUGAUUGUGGUUCCCCGUAUUUAACAUGCGACCCGGUCCGCGAUGUGUGCGUGCCUGUUGAACGUACGAUUGUUCAAACUGAUAAUAGAAAAUAG
Dreissena polymorpha is the source of this 702-nucleotide messenger RNA. Its product is annotated as putative tyrosinase-like protein tyr-1. NCBI's taxonomy places the organism in Eukaryota, Metazoa, Mollusca, Bivalvia, Myida, Dreissenidae. The record is from RefSeq and is a predicted model, not a curated record. Gene Ontology annotation, molecular function: oxidoreductase activity. Bases 1 to 702 code for a protein of 233 amino acids. The transcript is spliced from 2 exons.